Pangasianodon hypophthalmus (striped catfish) is the source of this 1957-nucleotide messenger RNA. It is a transcript of the gene twf1a, whose product is annotated as twinfilin actin-binding protein 1a. The record is from RefSeq and is a predicted model, not a curated record. Lineage: Eukaryota; Metazoa; Chordata; Actinopteri; Siluriformes; Pangasiidae. The coding region runs from base 132 to 1184 and encodes 350 amino acids. Gene Ontology annotation, molecular function: actin filament binding; actin monomer binding. Gene Ontology annotation, cellular component: actin filament; myofibril; cytoplasm. The transcript has 9 exons. Gene Ontology annotation, biological process: regulation of lamellipodium assembly; positive regulation of neuron projection development; barbed-end actin filament capping.
GCAACACGCUUGGAGGAAAGACAAGUGACGCCACUGACCGGAGCCGGUCACGUGACUGUAGUUCUAUUUCCUUGUUCCUGGGUUUUUUUUUUUUCGCCUUCUGAUAUCAAGUGCUCGCAUCGAAGGAGAAAAUGUCCCAUCAGACUGGAAUUCAAGCUUCUGGGGAGGUGAAAGACAUAUUUGCCAGAGCCAGGAAUGGAGAUUAUAGACUUCUGAAGAUUGUGAUCAAAGAUGAACAGCUAGCACUCGGUGACACCAAGCGGGCAUCUCAGAGCUGGGAGGAAGACUAUAAUUCCUUCGUUCUCCCUCUUCUUGAUAAGGAUCUACCAUGCUAUGUUUUAUAUAGACUGGACUCUACUAAUAGUCAAGGACACGAGUGGGUUUUCAUCGCCUGGUCGCCAGACCACUCUCCUGUGAGGCAUAAAAUGCUUUAUGCUGCUACCAGGGCUACAGUGAAGAAGGAGUUUGGUGGUGGGCACAUUAAAGAUGAAAUAUUUGGCACUGUAAAGGAUGAUAUUUCUCUGAGUGGUUACAAGAAGUACCUCAUGUCCCAGUCUGCACCUCUUCCACUCACUGCUGCUGAAGAGGAACUGCGACAGAUGAAGCUCAGCGAGGUGCAGACUGACGUCAGUGUGGACACCAAGCAGCAGACGCUGCAGGGUGUGGCUUUCCCUUUGCAUGGGGAAGCCAUGCAGGCAUUGCAGAAGUUCAAGGACAAGAAGCUGAACUACGUCCAGCUGAAAAUUGAUUUUGACAAGGAGCUCAUCAUGUUAUCGAACACCGAACUGACAGAACUGAAAGAUUUACCCAAGAGGAUUCCUAAAGAUGCCGCACGCUACCACUUCUUCCUCUACAAACACACACAUGAGGGAGACCACCUGGAGUCUAUAGUGUUUAUUUACUCGAUGCCGGGCUACAGCUGCAGUAUUAAAGAGAGGAUGCUUUACUCCAGCUGUAAGAAUCCUCUCAUGGACAUGGUGGAGAACAAACUGCAGAUGGAAGUAGAGAAAAAGAUGGAAAUUGAUAACGGGGAGGAGUUGACGGCUGACUUCCUGUAUGAAGAGGUCCACCCCAAACAGCAUGCGCACAAACAGGCGUUCGCUAAACCCAAAGGUCCUGCUGGAAGGAGAGGCGAUCGCAGGAUCACUCGACACCCCGGAGACGGCGAGGAAGCUGAUGAUUAAACAUACAUCUGACCACAUUCCCUCUUUUCCCUGUACUCCAGUGGAGCAUUCCAAACAAUGGAGGCCUGUUUUACACAAAGCUAUCUACCUUUAAAAAAAAAAAACAAACAAACAAAAAAAAGCAUAUGUAUAUUUUGUCCCCAAAUCAACGCAAAGACAGCAGCAUAUGCAUAAUGAACUAUGCACGCAUUGGAACUUAAUCAUGUGGUGGUUUGACCUCUGUAGCUAACUAAAUUUGGUGAUGUGAACAAAAAGUGUGUAUUAAUGCCAGGACUACACAAUCAAAUCUUACUCUAAGUGCAGUACCAUAAAACAUACAUGUGACACUGGCAUCAUUAGUAGUAAAUACCACACAUUUAUAUGUUUAGAAACACCAGCAUGAAUGUUGGUAUAACCCAAUCCACUAUAGGAAGGUGCCAUUUACCUCGGUAGAAUGUACCAUUUUGAAAAUCUCAUGUAUUGUGCAAAGGUCAGUGAGUGCUGUAAGAGUUGUUACAUUAUUGGAUGGUUACUACUUUAGCAUGAGCAUGUACGCUCUGAAAUGUGAACAAGAACAAAAAGACCUCCACGAAACCCAUUUCUUUCUUUCAUUUUUGUUUUUUAAAUUCCAAAUUUAAUGUCUGUAAAAAGUUUUGUAUUUUUACAUGAGGCCUAAGUUAUAGAUGUAUUCAACACAAAACACUGUAUGCUCACAUUUACGAACUCUGGUCACAGAUAUUUUAACGUUAGACAUUGCUUUUUAUAUCACAAUAAAAGUAUCAUUUUUGAUAUGA